AUGGAGAAAGUUAGGUUAGCAACUGAUAGUGUUAGCAUUGCUGCUUGUGGUCAUCAUUUCUGUAACACAUGUUGGGUAGCUUACAUUAGCACAUGUAUCAAUGAUGGUCGUGGAUGUUUGAAUUUGAGAUGCCCAAUUCCAUCAUGUGGUGCUGUUGUUGGUGUGGACAUGGUCAAUAUGAAUUGGAUUCUAGCAAAUUCUAAGCCUUGUCCAAAAUGCAAGCGUCCAAUUGAGAAGAAUCAAGGUUGUAUGCACAUGACCAUGCUUGGUGUUCUUGUCAUUUUCUGUAAUGUGAAAGGUUGCUUGGUGAAUGCUCUUUUAUCUUCUUUAGAGAUCGAUAAUCAUGGGGGGUUGGUGAGGGAGCACAUGCCUGGUAGAUAUGCAGAGUUGGAUCAGUAUUGGGGGGAGUCGCAAGUCAUGGGGCCCCAACAACACGGUGGGGACCCGAAUGCUUGGGCUUUAUCCUUUGAACGACAACAUGGUGCUGGGGGUUGGGCUUCUGAACACCAAUCCAAAGUUUCAGGCCCUUCCUCUACCUCUUGGGCAGAUCAGUAUGCACGUGAAGAGGCAAGUAAAAAUUUUCUCCUCUUAAAACUUCUUGCAUCACAUAAACGCAUAACUAUUGUUGGAGAUGAAGACCAGUCAAUCUUCAGUUUCAAUGGUGCUAAUGUAAGCGGAUUCAAGUCAUUUCGCAAAGAUUUUCAACCUCAGAAGGAGGUUAGACUAAAUAAGAAUUACCGUUCUACCCGUUGUAUAGUUGAUGCUGCAUUAUUUCUUAUACAAAAUAAUUCAAAAAGAUGUCGGUUAAAGAAGGGUUUGACUGAUAAAUCUUCUGGUUCUAAGCUUGAGUAUGAUAUUUUGGAAUAUGUUGUGAUCGAGCGGCUUGUACAAGGGGGUCAUGAAAAGCUAAAAGAUGAUGGCCUAAACUUAUCAUACUGGCUUCAGUCUUUGGCAUCAUUUUGGGGUCAUCUUUUCUCCUUUCCACUUCAUCUUGCUGCCUCUUUUUUUAAUCUAUGCUCCUAG
Molecule: messenger RNA, 1023 nt
Organism: Lactuca virosa
Lineage: Eukaryota; Viridiplantae; Streptophyta; Magnoliopsida; Asterales; Asteraceae
Source: the annotation of a GenBank genome assembly